Messenger RNA from Pogonomyrmex barbatus (red harvester ant), 1335 nucleotides. It is a transcript of the gene mRpL41, whose product is annotated as mitochondrial ribosomal protein L41. Gene Ontology annotation, biological process: translation. Gene Ontology annotation, molecular function: structural constituent of ribosome. Lineage: Eukaryota; Metazoa; Arthropoda; Insecta; Hymenoptera; Formicidae. The record is from RefSeq and is a predicted model, not a curated record. Gene Ontology annotation, cellular component: mitochondrial large ribosomal subunit.
UGUUGCGAUGCAAGUAGAGAUGCGUCAAACUUGAUAGGCCGGCAAAGCACGAGUUCUUUGGUAUCGAGUCGAUUUGAAAUUCAACGAUAGCACACUUCAAGUGUGACAGUUCCGCGAACAGGUAUUCGGACAACAGUAUUGCAUUAUUCUGCAAGUAGAGAUACGUUAAAUUGGAUAAACCGCGAAAGGAUCCUCUCUUCAGUACGGAUAUCUGGUUAUCAUUCAGAGACAAUAGCGACACCGUCAAGUUUUUGAAGACAUCCUCGCGAAUCUCCUGAAGACUUCAAGAAACCAGAAGAAGUUGUGGAUGUGGACGGUUGCUUACUUCAUGUCCCCAUUACUUUCCCAAAUCGAUAAUGGCAUCUUCGUGUAUGAUGUUGCGACGCAGUAUCGCGACGUCCUGUGUCUGUAACGGAAAACGGAAUUUUCGAAAAUUCUUGCUUUAUGGUAAACGUGGCAGUCGAAGCUUCAAGGAAAAGCAGGCAAAAAAUCCAGAUCCCGAGAUACCGAUAGAUAAAAGGGGAACAAGGGAUACUGGAUACAAGGUUGGCAAUCUGUGGGUUCACGUACCAGAAAUGGUUCCCGAAUUAAUCGUUCCCUCAUUGGAAGGAUUCAAGUUGAAACCAUAUGUAUCAUAUAAAGUAGAAGACAUUAAGGAGCCAGAAUUCACUGCGCAGGAUUUAUUUGAUCUAUUUUAUGCCGAAAAGAUAAAAGAAGAUUUUAAAAAUGGUCAAUUGGAUGAAAAUGGAGAGCCAUUAAAUCCUAACGAGUAUGAAAAACUUACACCGCAACAAGCCAAAGACAAUGCUCAUAAAACAGGUUGUGACUUGUUUGAUGCGGGCAAACCAUUAAUCUUCCGUAUUACAGAAUUGCGUUCGCAUCUUGAUGGACAGGUAAAAUCAAUUUAUUGCUGCUAAUAAUCUCAUAACUCUAUUUUAAUUCUAAUUUUGCGAUCCAAAGGGUUGUAGGUGAGUCCGAAAAAGACAGGCGUAAGAACUCGCAACAAUGCCGAAAUUGAUUUUCAAUUCCUGAGAUUUAUGCAUAUCUUGCGUUAUAUCGAUGUCCUGUUUGUGGAUGAUGGAUUUUUGUUUGCGAUUAGGCUAACUUAACAAUUAUGAUUUGACUUAUCAAAACAGUUUUGAGCGAAGUUUGAUUGUUUCCUGUCGGGUAAAAAAUGGCGAAAAAUUUGAAUAGUAAAGUCGUUGUCAGUUGUGCGCGGCCGGUAUUGCUUGCUACUGACUAGAUUGCUAGAUUCUAAUAAUAUAUGUAUAUAUCAUAUAUAUUGUUUUGUAAGUGCUGUAUUCAUAUCAAACGUACAAACGGUUCUGUAAUCUC